Messenger RNA from Sporisorium graminicola, 765 nucleotides. RefSeq lists its product as uncharacterized. Bases 1 to 765 code for a protein of 254 amino acids. The record is from RefSeq and is a predicted model, not a curated record. The transcript has a single exon. Gene Ontology annotation, molecular function: acyltransferase activity, transferring groups other than amino-acyl groups. NCBI's taxonomy places the organism in Eukaryota, Fungi, Basidiomycota, Ustilaginomycetes, Ustilaginales, Ustilaginaceae.
AUGGCAGAACGGGGGCGCUUUGUGACGCGGCUGGUGCGCGAGUCGGACAUCCCUGCCGUCGCACGCAUUCGGUACGAUGCGUUCAACAACAACCCGCGCAAUACGACUCGCGACGAGAUGUCGGCCAUCCUGGCGCUCGAGAUCGAUCCGGAACUGCAGCGCAUCCCCACGCGCGCCGAGUCGAUCGCGCAGUUGGAACGCAUCAACCGCGAGCUCCUCGCCUCGGGCAAAGUCCACGUCGUCGGCAUCUACCACCUCCCUGCUGGCUCCUCCUCCCCACCGCCACCUCCGCUGACGCUGCCGGAAGCACAAGGCGAGGACCGCGACGCAUCGGACCUCCCCCCCGACUCCGUACUUGCCGGCCUCGCCAUCUGGCAGUAUAUCGACGAACACACGCCUUCGGACAUCCCCGAGAGCAACAAGAAGGAGCUCGAAGCCCCGACGCUCCUCAACCGCUUCUUCGCAAAGAUGAACCGCACCCGCGAAGCAGCAAUGCAGGGUAAGCGCUACUGGUUCCUCAAGCUACUCGUUAUCGAUCCCGAGUUCCAGCGUCAGGGCUUGGGCACCAUCCUCGUCAAGUGGGGCACCGCCAGGGCCGACAAGGACGGCGUGCAUGCAUGGCUCGAGAGCAGCCCCAUGGGCAAGGGUGCUUAUUUGAAGGCUGGCUUCAAGGUGCUCGGUCUAGACAGAGUCGACGAGCCAAGGGCCGAGAAAGGUUACCUCGAGUGGCCGUACAUGCUUCACGAGCCUCGCACAGUAGCAUAG